This is a messenger RNA of Xyrichtys novacula (pearly razorfish), 1680 nucleotides long. The record is from the annotation of a GenBank genome assembly. NCBI's taxonomy places the organism in Eukaryota, Metazoa, Chordata, Actinopteri, Labriformes, Labridae.
GCCUUUAACUGACGUCAUCACUAACCGCCCUGUGACAUUGUCGGAGAGUAUGAGAGAAAAGGUAAAAUACCGGAAUAAGAAACAACAUUAUUACUGCGUUUUUAAUAAUUUAGCCUGUUUUAUGAUGUUCAACUGUAAACCAAAACUGUAGUGUUUAGUUAAAGCUCUCUUCAUGUGAUGAUUAGAUGGACUAAACCUUCGAUAAACCAUGCUAUAUCUGCUAACAUGUGUGUGUGAUCUGUCUGUCCUCAGCUGGUCCUGGUCCUGGUCUGUAAUCAUGGCUCUUCAGAACUUCUACAGACCCUUCAUGGGUCUGCUCGUAGAGACCUCCUGCAGGCUUCAUCAGAGGACUUUUAGGUGAGACUUCAUGGAGACUGUGUUAGUUCAGACAUGACGGUGUGACCGGGUUCAAUUAAACGCAAAGUUGUGAAUCAAAACUGUUAAAGUGACAAUUUCAAAACUCAAAUGUGUGUAUUUGACAUCUUCUACCAUCAUAGAGACUGAGUUUAGAUCAUGAAGAGUCAUUUUCAUAUCUAUCCAGGGGCGUGUUCAGACCUUUUGUAGCCCUGGGUGGCCUAAAGGGGGCCCUGACUGAUGUAGUGGCAGCAUCAUCGGUUAAGAGCUUAAAAAAAUAACCCCCAAUUUUCACCUCAUCCAAAACGGCUCCGAUCCAGAAGAGCGGCGAUUUUCGCCAUCCGCCAAUUUUUAUCGGAUCUGUUUGUGAGGUGAAUUUCGUUGCAGAUUUAGGACAACAGGAAUCGCGAGAACUCACAAGAUCCCGCGGAUUCACAUGCAAUCACGUGAUAACGAGUUGUCUCUAUGAAGACAGCCACAUAGACAUAUAAGCAGUAGAUUGUGUCUACUGCUUAUACAAUCCCCCUGAGACACGGAGUGUUUUAUUUUGAAAAGAAGAUGGAUGUUUUAUUUUGUGUCUGUGCCCGACUUCCUUUCCAGCACGGGUUACCCCCAAUUUCCACCGCAUCUGGAACGUCUGCGAAAAGGUCGUAUCCUCCGAUCGUAGCUGAUCGUAACCAUUCAAGUUAACGUGUCAAAUGUCUUUCCGUUCCUCUGCGGAUCGCCAUUUUUGUUUGCAGCUUUAUUUUUUGUUGAAUGGCUCUUAAAAACUGCGAUUAAAAAAAUAAUGUUUGUCAGUUUGUAGUCGUGAAUUUUUCUCUCGAAGUUCUCCGUAAUAAAGAGGAUUAAUGUCUAUUUCCUGUCUCGACAAGUGUAUCUGCCGUCGCUGCAGCCAUCCAGAAAAUGACCAGAGUGCGUGUCGUGGACAACAGCCCUCUUGGAAAUACUCCGUACCACCGCCCACCCAAAGUGAUCCACGUCUACACCAAGAACGGCGUGGGGAAAGUGGGAGACACGGUGCUGCUCGCCAUCAAAGGACAGAAAAAGAAAGCGCUGAUCGUGGGACACAAAAUGCCGGGAGACAGGAUGACUCCACGUUUUGAUUCGAACAAUGUCGUCCUCAUCGAGGAUAACGGAAACCCGACAGGAACCAGGAUCAAGGUUCCCAUAUCGUCAAAGCUCCGUAAGAUGGAGGGAGAUCACUCCAAAGUUUUAGCCAUCGCCAGUUCGUUUGUUUGAGAGCGUCCAGCUGGAGGUCGAACCUGCUGUUUGUUUCUUCUGUUUGUAUGAUUGUCAUUAAAAUUAAAAUACACACUUUCACUCUUC